AUGGCUUCCGAGUCGCUCGUCCUCUGCCUCUACGCAGGGGGGACUAUCGGCAUGAUCCGCCACCCCCUGCACGGCUACCAGCCCCACCCGUCCUUUCUGACCGAGACGCUGCGCACCCAGGCCCGCUUCCACGAUCCCUUUGCCAACAGCAUCUUCAGCUGGAGCGACUCGGUCGACCGCUACCAGCAGUGGAGCGGCGUGCACUCGGCUGGUGGCAGCGCCCGCGCCAGCAGGGCCCCCAGUCCAGACAACUCCAGCGGCAGGCAGCGAGAGGCUCAAGGCAGCGCUGGCGCUGCUCCUGCUCCCGCUUCCGCGCAGCGCCUCCCCGAGCUGCCCCCCACCGCCAUUCGCGAAGGGAGAGACAGCGGUACAGACAACGGUGCGCCGCCGCAGGUGUGGCCCCCCUUUGGGUCCUAUGUCACCGUGCGCUCGUCUUCAGUCAAGGGGACGUCGACACUGAAUGCGCGCGACGUCAAGGUCGUCAACGUCUCUUCCGCCGCCGUCGACUCGCCUAGUAGCGUCAACGAGCUAGGCCAGGGACAGGAACAGGUGCUCGAAAUGCGCCUGCCUACGAUGAUCACGCCCAAAGGCGCGUCCGGCAAGCGCGUGCGCUAUGCCGUCUUGGAAUAUGACCCGCUUCUCGACUCAUCCGAAAUGACAUUCUCCGAUUGGAAGCGCCUGAGCCGGGACAUUGCGCUCAACUACGCACAGUUCGAUGCGUUCAUCGUUCUGCACGGCACCGACACAAUGGCGUACACUGCGAGCGCGCUGUCCAUGCUCCUCGAGAACCUCGGCAAGUCAGUCAUCGUGACCGGCGCGCAGGUGCCAUUGUCCGAGCUGCGCAACGACGCAAUCGAGAACAUGCUUGGCGCGCUGACGCUGGCCGGUGACUACAUCCUGCCCGAGGUGACGCUGUACUUUGCCUCGAAGCUCUACCGCGGCAACCGGACGUCCAAGACAUCGAACGACGCACUCGCGGCGUUCGACUCGCCUAACAUGCCCCCGCUCGCCAGCGUCGGCAUCGACAUCCGCGUCCACUGGCAGCUCGUGCAGCGCCCGCGCGAGCUGCGCGCCCUGCGCGCGCACACGCAGCUGUGCGAGAACGUCGCCAUACUACGCCUCUUCCCUGGACUGCCGCGCAGCCUCGUCCGCUCCAUCCUUGCCGAGCCGACGCAGGGCGUCGUCCUCGAGACCUUCGGCGCAGGGAACGCCGGCUCGUCCCUGCUUGACCUCUUCGCCGAAGCAUCGGCGCGCGGUGUCGUCAUCGUCAAUAUCACCCAGUGCCUCCAGGGCACCGUCAGCAACAUCUACGCCGCCGGCAAGAAGCUUGAGGAUGCGGGCGUCGUCAGCGGAAAGGACAUGACGCCAGAGUGCGCACUGAUCAAGCUCGCCUACCUUCUCGGCAAGCCAGAGCUCUCGCGCAACGAUGUUCGCAACCUUAUUGGCCGCUCUCUGCGCGGCGAGAUCACCGCGACCGCGCCUGUUGCUUCCCGCAACCACGAGCAUGCGGACGCAGCAGCAGCAGCCGCUGCCGCUGCGGAUCCAGGAGCACCAGUGGAGGAUCAGGGAGCGGAGACAACCCCUCGCAUCCAAGAGCUCGUUGCCGACAUCCUCUACCAAUCAUCUUCCCCAGCAGCACCAGGUGCUGCGCACGCGACGAAGACAACCGCGUCCUGGACUAUCACCGCACACGAAGUGCAAGCUGCAGACAGGGCCAUCUUGCCACACCUUAUUUUGAAAGCUGUGCAAGAUGGUAAUGCCGAAGCGCUGCGCUACCAUCUCCAAAAAGUCGAGAAAUUCGAGCGGACCAGCGAUGACCUAUCGACAGCAAUGGCUCUGACAGCAGCCUCAGCAGCCAAUACCGCUGGUGCCCGCGGCCGAAACGCCACGCCUGUAUCUGAUGCAAGGCCUCUUGCAUCUGCAGCGGCCACUGCGACGGCGGCAGCUGUGGGCAAGGUCAAUCUGAUCGAUGAACAGCAGGCGCUCCACCAUGCAAGUGCGCAGGGAAAGGACGACCUCGUCGCCAUGCUGCUCGCAGCGGGCGCUAGCGUUCACUUACGCGACCACUACGGCUUCUCGCCGCUCUUCGCCGCCGUGCGCGCAGGUCACACACACGUUGCGAGCUUGCUCAAAGCGACAGGCGCCCAUCUCAAGGCGGACGAGGUGGGUCUACUCGAGCAGCUAUUCAUCCAGCGGCCCGAGGUGCGGCGCGCUUUGGAAGUGGCAAUGUGA
Tilletiaria anomala UBC 951 is the source of this 2232-nucleotide messenger RNA. Its product is annotated as asparaginase-domain-containing protein. Gene Ontology annotation, molecular function: asparaginase activity; protein binding. NCBI's taxonomy places the organism in Eukaryota, Fungi, Basidiomycota, Exobasidiomycetes, Georgefischeriales, Tilletiariaceae. Bases 1 to 2232 code for a protein of 743 amino acids. The record is from RefSeq and is a predicted model, not a curated record. The transcript is spliced from 3 exons.